UAGCUGGUUUUUCUCUGUUUGCAUUAUUUAUGAAGGAAGAAGAACGGGAGAGUGCUGACUUCUGAGAUAGACAGAGUAAGAAUUAGAGCAGCAUGGGAGAGAGAGCAAGCGAGGGGGAAGCACGAGAGUGGGGCGCAACGGCAUGGAGAAUAUUAACGGCUGUGAGAGAACGGUCGCCGCUGAUCCAGUGCAUCACCAACUACGUAUCGAUGGAUCUGAUGGCCAACACGUUGUUGGCCGCCGGUGCAUCACCGGCCAUGCUCCACUGCCUGCAAGAGAUCCCAGACUUCACCCCUCACGCCCAAGCGCUCUGCAUCAACGUCGGUACUCUCUCGCCCGACUGGAUACCGUCCAUGAAGACCGCCGCUGAGUUGGCGACUCGGUUGGGUAAACCAUGGGUUCUCGACCCGGUUGCCGCUUCGGCUUCCGAGUUCCGAUUGAGGGCGUGCCUCGACCUCGUUCAGCUCAAGCCUGUUGUUCUUAGAGGAAAUGCCUCUGAGAUUCUCGCGCUUUCAAAUGCUUCUUUGGGGCCCAGUAAGGGGGUUGAUAGUUCCCACAGAUCGGUGGAUGCAGUGGAAGCAGCAAAAUCCUUGGCUCAAGGAAGUGGUUCUGUAAUCGCUGUUUCUGGAGCUGUUGACAUAAUUACAGAUGGGCAACGGGUGGUGGGUGUGAAAAAUGGUGUGGCCAUGUUGCAAAAGAUCACAGCUGCAGGGUGUGCGGUCACAGCCCUCAUUGCUGCCUUUGUUGCAGUUGACCCUUUGCAUGCUUUAGAAGCCACAGCUUCAGCACUUUCCAUAUUUGGUCUUGCUGCUGAGAUGGGGAUGGACAUGGCUAGAGGUCCUGCUUCACUGCGAAUUCACUUGAUAGAUUCACUACAUGGGCUUGAUCAGGCUGCUGUAUUCUCCAGGGUUAGCAUCACUAGCAUGUCAUAGGGGGACUUACAGUUAACUGGAAGGCAUGUUAUUCCUAAACAUCCAUAGGAAUGUGGCUUUCUUUUGUUUUUUGGUGCCAUGAUGUAUGUGAAUGUUACUAAUAAAGUAAGGUUAAAAAAUUUACUGGCAUCAGGAUCAAUUCAUUAAUUUUUCCAGCAACUUCCUGCCAAAAUGUGCUAAUCGAUAACUAGUAACUACUCUGCACAGGUUUCUCUUAUUGGUAUUUUACCUUAACUCUCGCACUUCUGCUGCUUUCCUAGUUAAAGAAAACUCCAUCAUCUUAGAAGAAUUGCAAGCAAACAUUCAAGAACAUAGACAGCACGCCAGAGUCCUGUGAGCUAGUAAUCGGUUUUGUCAUGAACAUUGGGAUUUAAAUGUACUUGUUUUUGAUCAGUAGAUUUAAAAUAGACAAGUAAACAAAUUCCAGGUUGAGAUGGGUAUUGGAGGUUGUUGAAGUUUCUGGCUGGUUUAGAGUUUUUUGUGUUUCUUCUGGUGAGAAGAAUCUUGAAGGAUGGUUUUGGGGUUUAAGUUUCUUUCUUGUGUUGGGGGAUCUUUAGAUCUGGAAUUUUGAUUUGUGGGGGAUCUUUAUUGUAUUCAUGGAAAGGUUUGGGGAGGGGGUGAUGUUUGUUUUGAAAAUUGUCCGUAGUGUUUGAGUUCUCUCUGUUGUUAGGCAGUUAUUAGUCCGUUUUUCCUCUGGUGCCUACUUAAUACCUUCCUUUUUUUCUUUUAAUAAAAUCCCAUUUUUAUUUUAUCUUCAAAAAAAAGACGUUUUUGAUUGGUGGAUUUAUAAAUGUACAUGUGCUAAUAAAUAAGCAUGAAAAACAAACCAUGACUUAGCUAAAAUGUGAACUCUUAGGUUUCAGAAAUGGGUUGAUUUCUUGUUAGUUCUUUUUGACCUGGAUUAAUAUCCUAAAAGAUGGAUAAGUCUAUACUUAUGGUGGGUUUUGAUCCCUAAGCUCUGUAGUGCAUAGCACCUUAUUAUCUGUUAAAGCAUAUUCAUUCCCUUUAGCAGAUUAACAUGCUCCUAGACCCAGAUUUUCAAGAGUAGGAGCCCGUUUGGAUGGUAUUCUAGAAUCCAGAUUCUAGACAAAAUCUGAUUCUAUUCAACCUGGUUGCUAUUUGGGUAGCAUUCUAAAACUUCACUCCAACAUCAAAGGCAAAAACAGGGUUGCCUAUUUAAAAAAUUAGUAAGACCAUAGGUAUUUAAGUAAAAUAAAAAUGAAUGCUAUUUUCAUGAUCAUUAUCUUUUGAACUGCUACUCAUCAAAUGUUACAACUUUUUGUUUUUAAUGAUAUUAUACUUUACCUGUCUCAAAAAAAAAAAAAAAAUCUCUAAUUGGCAUUAGUUUGCCUUGAUUCUUACAUUACUGUUGGUUACCUAGCAAAAAGAAUUUUGCUAGUUGUGAAUGAGUAGUUACUUAAUUGUUUGUUUCAUGAGCGUUUAGAUUAAAUGGGAUGUAGUUGUAAGCAUGUAAAAUGAAUCAUGUUUUAGCUAAAGCAUAAUGUCAAUGUGAGUUGAUUUCCUGUUGCUUUCGUUUGACCUUUAAUUCGUUAAUGUCCUUAAAAAAGGAUGGCUUAAUUUAGGCCCACUCACAUGGGCUUUGACCCAUAAGCUAUAUGGUGGCCUACUAUCUAUUAAACACUUGGUCCCUUAUGCAAGUUAGCAUGCUUCCAGCCCAUUCAGUGUUUUUCCAGCUAUCUGGGAUCUUGGGAGGAUGGACUGGAUAUGGACCUAACCGUUGGAAUUUGGUUGAAUGAAGUGGCCACAUUCAUCUCAAACCUGACAUUCUCACAUUUGUCAACCCAAGUUAUAAUCAUUGCACCAACAAUGACCACUUGUUAAUAUUCCUUUAAUAGUCUAAAAAAAAAAGAAUUCAGGUUUAGAGUCACUGACCUUUGACAAUAUGAAUGGUAUCUUGCUGAGAUCAAAGCAGACAAAAUCAGAUGCUAUUGACUUGCUGCUGUCUGGAUGGCAUUUUAAGGUGAAAGAGGGGCAAAACCCAAAACCUCUUAUCUAUCCCAUGAAUUACUCUGCUAGGUUUUCAUAGUUUAUACAUGUUCUUUUUUCCUCAUCCUCCUCUCUUACUGCUGAACCCCUUUUUCUCUAACAAAGUAGACAUGAUAUUUAUAUUAAAAAUUACAAUGUGUAUGGUGUGGAUGAGUGAUUCUAUCCCUGCAUUAACUUGCAGGUUACAGUUAAUGCAAGUUUAUUUUGUGAAUCAUAAUUUAAUAUUAAAUUGUUUCAAUUAGUUGUCUUUGUUUAAUUCUGCCCCUAGAUAUGCCGGAGCCAGACAAUUUAUAUAUAACUUCCCUCUUUUCUUAAUGAAAUCUUAUAUCUUUUCAGUUAUCAAUUACAGAAGUACUAAAAAAUAAAUUUGGCCUUCUUGUGACUUUAAACCCUCAAAAAACUCUUGAUAUCUUUUUCCAGCAAUAAUGUUUAAUAUCAUCAAGCUAUCUUA
Molecule: messenger RNA, 3390 nt
Organism: Nelumbo nucifera (sacred lotus)
Lineage: Eukaryota; Viridiplantae; Streptophyta; Magnoliopsida; Proteales; Nelumbonaceae
Product: hydroxyethylthiazole kinase family protein
Biological process (GO): thiamine biosynthetic process
Molecular function (GO): ATP binding; magnesium ion binding; hydroxyethylthiazole kinase activity
Source: RefSeq, a predicted model, not a curated record